AUGAUAGCAGACCAGCCAGGGAGUUUGAAAUACUGCCUUGUGAUUCUGAAUCAGCCUCUGGACAAAUGUUUUCGUCAUCUUUGGUGCAAAGCUCUUUUAAGAGCCUGUGCUGAUGGAGGUGCCAACCGCUUAUAUGACGUCACGGAAGGAGAGAGGGAAAGCUUUCUGCCUGAAUUCAUCAGUGGAGACUUUGAUUCUAUUAGGCCUGAAGUUAGAGAAUACUACGCUAUUAAGGGAUGUGAAAUUAUUUCAACUCCUGAUCAGUACCAUACUGACUUUACCAAGUGCCUUGAAGUGCUCCAAAAUAAGAUAGAAGAAAAAGACCUACAGGUAGAUAUGAUUGUGACCUUGGGAGGACUUGCUGGGCGUUUUGACCAGAUUAUGGCAUCAGUGAGCACUUUGUUCCAAGCAACUCGAAUCACUCCUUUGCCAAUUAUAAUAAUCCAAGAGGAAUCUCUCAUCUACCUGCUCCAACCGGGAAAGCACAAAUUGCAUGUAGAUACCGGAAUGGAAGGUGAUUGGUGUGGCCUCAUUCCUGUUGGACAGCCAUGCAAUCAGGUUACGACAACAGGCCUAAAGUGGAACGUCACAAAUCAUAGGAUUAGUUUUGGAACACUGGUCAGCACUUCCAAUACCUACGAUGGAUCUGGUGUUGUGACUGUGGAAACAGACCAUCCCCUUCUCUGGACCAUGGCCAUCAAAAACACCCAUGACUGA
Molecule: messenger RNA, 717 nt
Organism: Lipotes vexillifer (Yangtze River dolphin)
Lineage: Eukaryota; Metazoa; Chordata; Mammalia; Artiodactyla; Lipotidae
Gene: TPK1
Product: thiamin pyrophosphokinase 1
Exons: 8
Coding region: 1-717 (238 amino acids)
Biological process (GO): thiamine metabolic process; thiamine diphosphate biosynthetic process
Molecular function (GO): ATP binding; thiamine binding; thiamine diphosphokinase activity
Source: RefSeq, a predicted model, not a curated record